This is a messenger RNA of Anoplopoma fimbria (sablefish), 4219 nucleotides long. It is a transcript of the gene musk, whose product is annotated as muscle, skeletal, receptor tyrosine kinase. Gene Ontology annotation, cellular component: signaling receptor complex. Bases 121 to 2991 code for a protein of 956 amino acids. The record is from RefSeq and is a predicted model, not a curated record. Gene Ontology annotation, biological process: multicellular organism development; positive regulation of kinase activity; cell surface receptor protein tyrosine kinase signaling pathway. The transcript has 17 exons. Gene Ontology annotation, molecular function: protein binding; transmembrane receptor protein tyrosine kinase activity; ATP binding. Lineage: Eukaryota; Metazoa; Chordata; Actinopteri; Perciformes; Anoplopomatidae.
GAAGGAACACAACAAGUGAACCAACAAGACCGUCUCCUUUACCUGCCAUGGGAUUCUAACUCACCUCCUUUCUGCUCACUCUGUAUAGGCUACCUGUUAGAGGAUCUCUAAAGAGCCAGGAUGAAGGUCAUGGAAACUGUUUCAGUCUUUCUGCUGGUUCUGGUCACCUCAGCUCACGGGAUACAGAGAGCGCCUCGCAUCAUCAGCUUGUUAGAGACAUUGGAUGUACUGCUGGAUCACAAUGCCACCUUCAUCUGUGAGGUGGAGUCCCGUCCUCCUGCUGACAUCAGUUGGACCAAGAAUAACCACCCAAUCAUGUACUAUGACACCCGGUACAUUACCAGGGAGCAGGGUCAGAUGCUAAUCAUCCCUCACGUGAGAGAGACGGACAAUGGAGAGUACUGCUGUCUCGCCACUAACGGCAUCGGAGAGCCAGCCAAGAGCUGUGGGGCUCUGCAGCUCAAGAUGAAGCCACAGAUCAAACGCCAUCCUACCAACUUAACCCUUCUGGUGGAAUCCAAGGCAGUGCUGCCCUGUGUUACCCUCGGCAACCCAAAACCGGAUGUUAACUGGCUCAAAGAUGACGAGCUAAUCAAAGUCAGUGACCGUGUUACCAUUCUUGACUACGGUGCGUUGAAGAUCCAUCAGAUACAGAAGGAGGAUGCAGGACAGUAUCGCUGUGUGGCCAGGAAUAGCUUUGGGUUGGCCUUUUCAAAGCCUGUUACCAUAGAGGUCCAGGCUCCAGCACGAAUCCUGCGGGUUCCCAAGGAGAAGCGGGUAGCAUACGGCAGCCAGGUUUCCCUGGAGUGUAAUGCCACGGGGAAUCCCAUCCCCACCAUCACCUGGCUGGAAGGCGGGAAUACGAUUUCAGGUGCAUCGGUGGAAGAGACUUUGACGGGCGAGGUGAUCCUGUCCGUCCUUAAAGUGACGGUGAACAAGCCGGCCCUGUACACAUGUCUGGCUUCCAACAGACACAGUGCCGGAGCCAACACCGUCAAGGCAACUGCCAGAGUCACCGUGGCAGAGUGGAGACUCUACAAGGGCGUCGCCGGCUACUGCAGUGCUUAUCGCGGCGACGUGUGCCGAGACGUCCUGCGGGACGACCUGCUGGUGUUCUUUAACUCCUCCCUCUCGGACCCUGAGGACAUGCAGGAGUACCUGGUCCAGAGCUGGUGGGCGGAGCUGGAGGGCCUCAGCGCUCUGUGCAGCCCCGCGGCCCACUCUCUGCUCUGCCACUCCUCCUUCCCCGACUGCAACCCGUCAGGGUCGGGACCGGCACCCAAACCCGUCUGCAGAGAACACUGCCUGGCAGUGAAGGAGCUGUACUGCCACAAGGAAUGGUUGGUGCUCGAGGGCAGCAGUUCAGUCCAGCCUGACUUCUUCAGCCCCAAGUCACUGCUGCCCAACUGCCAGGCCAUGCCAAGUCUUCACGCAGACCCUGAAGCUUGCACACAUGUCCCUUUUGUAGACAUCAAGAAAGAUCAAAUUACGACGACGUGUUUCAGCGACAGAGGCCGUUUCUACCAAGGCGGCGCAAAUGUGACGAGGUCCGGGGUACCAUGUCAGUCGUGGAGCCAACAGGUUCCGCACCAGCACCGCCUGUCUGUUGAGGUGAUUCCAGAGAUGAAGAACUCAGACAACUACUGUAGGAACCCAGGGGGAAUCAGCGACAGGCCCUGGUGUUACACCUUAAAUCCGAACAUCCGCUGGGAGUACUGCGCCGUGCCACGGUGUGGGGAGACAAGCAUAGAAUCAGUGAUGACGCCAGACGCGCCAGGCCCUCGUCAGACCACUGGUCUGCCUUCCAUGGUCACAGCAUCGUCUCCAGCUUACUCCAUGGUCGUCAUCGUCAUCAUCCUGACGGCGAUGGCAGCUGCGGUCUUCCUUAUCAUCAGCAUCCUCGCCUGCCGCAGACAGAGGAGGCAGUGGAGAAACCGGAAGAGGGCGAUGGAGACCCCGACGCUGAGUGCUCUCCCAUCGGAGCUCCUUCUGGAUCGACUCCACCCAAACCCCAUGUACCAGCGGGUUCCCCUGCUGCUGAACUCAAAGCUGCUGGCCCUUGAGUAUCCCCGGAAUAAUAUCCAAUAUGUUAGGGAUAUUGGAGAGGGGGCGUUUGGACGGGUUUUCCAAGCCAGAGCACCGGGCUUGCUGCCGAUGGAGUCUUUCACGAUGGUGGCUGUGAAGAUGCUGAAGGAGGAAGCCUCAGCUGACAUGCAGAACGACUUCCAGCGGGAGGCAGCGUUAAUGGCUCAGUUUGACCACCCGAACAUCGUACGACUCCUAGGCGUGUGUGCGGUGGGCAAACCCAUGUGCCUGAUGUUCGAGUACAUGGCCCACGGCGACCUCAACGAGUUCCUGCGUCGCCGAUCACCCUCCCAGUCGGUGCGCACGCUCAGCCGUGCCAGCCUGUCCGGCCGCAGCUUCUCCUCCGAGCUGGAGGAGGGGCUUCUCUCCUGCACCGAGCAAUUGUUCAUCUCUAAGCAGAUCGCGGCGGGGAUGGCCUACCUGUCGGAGCGCAAGUUUGUGCACCGCGACCUCGCCACCCGGAACUGCCUGGUCGGGGAGGAGAUGGUGGUGAAGAUCGCCGACUUUGGCCUCUCCAGGAACAUCUAUUCGGCUGAUUACUACAAAGCCAACGAGAACGACGCCAUCCCCAUCCGCUGGAUGCCCCCGGAGUCCAUAUUCUACAACCGCUACACCACCGAAUCGGACGUGUGGGCCUACGGCGUGGUGCUGUGGGAGAUCUUCUCCAACGGGAUGCAGCCGUACUACGGCAUGGGUCACGAGGAGGUCAUUUACUACGUGAGGGAUGGUCACAUCCUCGCCAGCCCCGAGAACUGUCCUCUGGAGCUGUAUAAUAUGAUGAGGCUUUGUUGGAGCACACACUCAUCAGACAGGCCCAGCUUCAGCAGCAUACAUCGAAUACUGGAGCGGAUGUAUCAAAACACACUAAGUAUCAGCGCUGAGGCUGACGCUGAGGCAGACUGCUAACCUGGGGGAAAAUAAUGUUUGUUCAUUGACUUACGAAGUGAUUGGGUGACUGGAAACAUAAUUUUAAAUGAACCUUGGCACUUGAGCCCGAGCAUUUUUUCAACACCCAAACAGUAAAAGUCAUUUUAGCCAUUUUUCUUUGUCCAGCUUUUUCCUUUAAGGAUACCCAAACUGGCACAAUUAUCAAAUGUUUUAGUGUCAUAAACACCUCUCAUAUUUGAAUCUAUUUGCAUAUAGCUUUCUUCUCCAAUUCAGGGUACUUAUUUUGAGAAAUAACCCAUUUCUGCUGAGCAUCUAGCAACAUUUAUCCACUCUUUACGAACCCCAGGGACUUAACCUUCGAAGACUCAAAGUCACUAACUUUGCAAGUAUACACAUUUCAGAUACAAAUGCACUCAACCAUAACACUUCAUCCAUUGCAUGUGGAAUUGUUUUCUUCCUCUUCUUCUUCAUCAUUUUGAGCCUGUUACAAAUGGUCUGACUACCAGUCAUUUGGGUUAGAAAGAGAAUGGGACUAGACAGUUAAAACACCUUUGAUGUUAUUGUAACCUCUAGCAAAUUUCCAAAGUGGCACACAAUCACUUUAAACCAUUGAUGUUGAUUGUUUUUUUAUAGACAAGUCGCUAUUCCAUUUUUGGGGCAUUCUCGUUUUACUUGUUUCAUUUUUCUAUGUUGAUGAUCUUUGUCUUUUUUUGUGUGUGCUAAUUUUCCUUUGUUUGACAUAACGAGCACAGUACAGGAGAGAAAAAAAGUUUUUAAAUAAUUUCUUCCAAGUCUCACACAGAAGUUCAGGCGCACACAUUUCCCCUAAUUAUAAUUUGGCAGAAACUCAUUUGCGAAAUUUGUUCCUGUGCCUUAAAAUAGACUCUUUUUGUAAGUGAAGAAUGGGUAAGAUGUAAAUCUUUAAUUGGUCCCCUCAAAGACAAACUCUCUCCUACAGAUCAAACUUUGCUCAUUUCAACUGUGUAUUACAGCCACAUUUUUUACACAAUUUCAGUAUAACCAACAUAUCUUGUCUACCUUGUCAUGUGGCUGUUUAAAGUUUCCUUUUGAUUUAUUUAAUACUGUCCGAUGAAAGAAAAUGUUUAUCAACUGGUAAAAUGCCUUUCAGAUGAAUGAAUUUCUUUUUAAAUGUGGUGUGAUGUUACAUUUUCUUGUUUUGUGUUACAUGACAUGAUGCAGGUUUGUACACUAUGACAUUUCUUUGUAUUGCUCGCAAAUAAACAUA